Aspergillus heteromorphus CBS 117.55 is the source of this 4225-nucleotide messenger RNA. Its product is annotated as putative cytosolic regulator Pianissimo. The record is from RefSeq and is a predicted model, not a curated record. Bases 196 to 4140 code for a protein of 1314 amino acids. The transcript is spliced from 4 exons. Lineage: Eukaryota; Fungi; Ascomycota; Eurotiomycetes; Eurotiales; Aspergillaceae. Gene Ontology annotation, cellular component: TORC2 complex. Gene Ontology annotation, biological process: TORC2 signaling.
CUUUGAGGCGUCCGCCAGUCACCAACCCAGCCCCGUCGACCCCCAUUCCGUCUACCCUUGCCUCCCAAAGGACCUUGGCCCGCUCCGAUAGCACGCACCCCGUACUCUUGCCCACGAACUCAAUGCAGUCCUCCAUCCCGGGUGCCAAUUGCGACAGGUGAUAGCCACUCCUCUCUUGCGGCUAGAUGGAGCUCUAUGGCGUCCGGACACAACUCAGGGUUCUCCGCCACAUCAAUCCAGCACCGUGUACUGGGUGAUGGACGGUCAUACUCCAGUCAGGAUGACGGCUCCGUGGAUGGGAGCUGGGCGGAGACCGCCGCUUCGAGGCCGGGGCGAAAUGCUCGCUCCGAGUCUGGGGGCAGUGCGACCAUCGGCCUUCGGGGAGGGUCAGUAGUCCCUUCGGUCGGAGCUCCUGGUAGCUUCAGCUCCGAGCUCAAGAGCAUGAAGUCGUCGCGGAGCACGACCCCCCGACAGGAUGGGGGUCUUGCACGCCGGCCGAGCAGCCUCAUGGAACACGAUGAAAUGUCCAGUACGGAGGAACGCCAGGCCAUGAUCCGGGACAAGAUCGCGAAGGAGAUGAAGAUCAAAACAGGAACGGAGAACAUGCUCGAGGCGCUGCUGGCCAAGAACCCGAAACAUACAAAGGAUCAGCGGUUAAGGGUGGAAUCGGAGUUGAGUUCGUCCAAUCGCAAGCUGGCUGAACUGCAUCAUGAGCUCGAGGAGGAAAUGCUACGUGCGCAGGCGCCGUCCACGCCUCCCCGGAGCCGUUUGUCGAGUUUGUUCCAGAGCAGUUCCAUGCGUUCACCGACUCGCAACAAUGCCACCCUCGAAGAACACCAAGCUCAGGACGGGGAGGCAGAAAUGGAAUCGCCGACGUAUGUGCUGGCGGAAACACUCCAGGCCCUGGAAAUCGACGGCAUGUCUCCGGAUUACUACGUUGAGCGUGCAAAUAGUCUGGUGGAGCUGUUCAAAAGACAUCCUACCCUGAAAUAUGACCUCGAGUGGUCGGUGUUCGGUCUGCGCGUGCAGAUUAUGCUCCUAAGUGAUAGCAAGGAGGCUGUGGCCGCCGGCUAUCGGUUGACUCGCUAUGCUAUUGCAGAUCGGAAAUCCCUGCAGAUGAUCCGGUCAUUGCAUACAGACGAGCUGGUGAUCUUGUCCCUUGUCAAGGAAAGCAAGGCGAGUAUUGAACGGGAGCAGGCUUUGAAGUUUGUCCGCGCGUUUUUGGAUGUGAAGGAUGGUGUGCGAGAGAUAUCACGCGCCGUCGUGAGGACGAUCGUCUCCAUCGCCGAGCACUACGAGGAUCGGCUUCGGAAUAUCUCGAUCAUGACUCUAGCCGAAAUUUUGGUCAAGGACCCAGCACUCAUUGCAUAUGCUGGAGGAUUCGGUACACUGCAUGAUGCUUUGGCAGAAGGGACAUUCGGCGCAUCAGAAAGCUUGAUCGCGAGCUUCCUUCAUGUCCUCGACACUCCACACAGUAGGAAGCAUCUCCAGGGAGGGUGCGAGCUGGAAGCCGUGCUCGCGCCGUUCACCGACUCCCUGUCGGACUCAGUCCGCAAUGGACGCCUGAAGUCAUCAGCCAGGGCGAUUUCUGCUAUGCUGAAGACGUGGCCAGGUUUGAUAGUGCUCGCAAGAAACGGAGCCAAGCCGUUACAAUCACUCUUGGAUUCGCUGCAUUAUCCCGAUCCGCAGGCAAGGGAUCUCAUUAUGGAGCUUCUGUUCGAUGCAUUGAGGAUAAAGCCGCCGUCAUGGUCGUCGUCGUUUCUCGCUGGCCGGAGACUGACGACCUACGGUAGAGUGGCCAACCUUAGGACCGAAUCCGAUGCCAAACAGGCUCGGGGGUUCUACGACGACGAUGGGAAUAGAUUUGACCUGACAGCGCACUUCUCGACUCUGAUCCUUGCGACUCUGGUGGAGGCAGGAUUAUCAAAGGCUCUCUCGGACCUCAUCGAGGACGAAACAGACCUGUCCCUGAGGCGGAAAGCGACGCUUCUCCUGACUGAAGUUUUGAAGCUGGCACAUCACUCUCUUCCCCGGAAUAUCAGCGCAAAGCUACAGGUCCUUCCACAUUUGCUACCAUCAGCCAUCCAGUUCGAUGUCGAAAACCACGAUGUUUCCACUUCCACCAUCUACCAGAUUGACAGCAUAAACAGGACCUUAGCCCGCUCCGUAGGGAACAUUGCGAAUGGGGCCGGGCGGUAUAAUGUCGAUGUCGAUAUAUCUACUUCUCUUCUCUCUGGCGACCAAAACAAAGAGAAAUUGAGUCCGGCCAUGGAUGAGACACAAUUUCGAAACCUGAUCCUGGAAACACAUGUUCUCAACACCGUGAACUUUCUCAAAUGGAAGUGGGAUCUUAUUCAUCGCAUAGUUGAAGGGCCUUUAACCAACCCCAAGAGGCUAGAAGAGGCUAUCAAAGGCUCAAAGUUCAUGAAGCGUCUCAUGGGGUUUUACCGACCAUUCAAGUAUAGGUUCUCGAUGCUACCGAAUACGAAGCCCAACCAGCGUUAUGUUCGAACAGGCUGCGCACUAAUGCGCACGCUGGUGCAACUCCCAGAGGGUACGAAAUAUCUUGCGGAAAAUAAGUUCUUGAGGCAAGUUGCAGAAUGCCUUGCUCAGGUGGAUCGCAUGAGCGGACUUACGUCGUCUUCCCCGUUAUUCUCAAAGGAUCAGAUGACCACCACGUUAAGUGGUGGAUAUUUUGCGAUGCUAGGAGUUCUGAGCGGCGAUGCCAAUGGGCUCUCUAUGAUGGAGCGAUGGCACAUGCUCAACAUGUUUUAUCAUAUCGUUGAGCUCCGAGAUCGAGACGAUCUCAUUCAGACCCUGUUCGGAAACAUGGACUACGCCCGUGAAAGCCACCUCAGGGUCAUUCUUUCCAAAGCGCUCACCACUGGCUCCAAGGAAAUACGAAUCUUUGCGACCAGGCUUCUUCGAAAAUACGCUGUGGGAAAUGUGCCCCUAUCUUCGCAGUCGGCUACUGGUAAUGCGGACUGGGUGGUUAAGCUCUUGGUGACCCAGCUAUAUGACCCCGAUGUGUCGGUGUGCGAGGUCGCCGUGAAGAUCCUUGAAGAGGCAUGCAAUCAGCGGCACUACCUUGAAUUUGUAGUCAAGUGCCGGCCGUCCCUCGAUCAUCUGGGCGAAAUCGGUGCUCCCUUGCUCUUGCGCUUCUUGUCCACUUCGGUGGGAUACCACUAUCUGGAUGGUCUCGACUACAUCACGCAGGAGAUGGAUGACUGGUUUCUGGGCCGUAACGACGCCUACGUAGGUCUCGUCGAGGCCGCUCUCUCGCGUGCCUAUGUGGAUCAGCCGCGGAGGAGUAGCUUUGUGCCUGAAGACCUCGUAGAUUUGCAGGACAUUGGGUUGGUACCGCCGCAUUUCUAUCGAGAGCUCGCUCGGACGUCCGAGGGGUGCAAACUUCUAGAGCAGUCAGGCCACUUCAACGAGUUCGCUUGGACUAUUCGGGACUUUCAAUUGGAUGAGGAAGACAUCGAGUCUCUCCUCAAAGUCAAAGGCUGCCUCUGGGCCGUUGGUAACGUCGGCUCCAUGGAACUGGGCGCGCCGUUCCUUGAGCGUGAUAUUGUCCAGCACAUUGUGAAAAUCGCCGAAAGUGCCGAAGUCUUGACGAUGAGGGGAACGGCAUUCUUCGUUCUGGGCUUGAUCUCUCGCAGUCGACAUGGUCUGACGGUCUUGAGAGAGGCCGGGUGGGAUUCUGCUCUUGAUCAGAAGGGAAAUUCUCUGGGGCUGAGCCUGCCAACCGAUUUCAACAAGCUCUUCCUGGUGGAUUUCCCGACUCACUCCCGAAAUGCCGAAUCGAAGCGCUCCUCCCAAGAGAAAUUCAGAGGAGCCACGAUUGAUCCGGACCCGGUCAACCAAAAGAUCCUGAAGCUGAUCAUUGACAUGGGAAAUACUGUUCUGUCCAAAAGGGCCGCAGCAGACCUCCACAGUUUGAAAUCGAAACAGCCCGAUCGAUUCCACCAGCCUCACCUUUUCCGCAAGACCCUCAGUAUCCUCGAAGGCCACCACUUCCGAUUGCCCGCUCGCCGCUUCGCUCUAGAUCUCUUUGACAAGAGCGUCAUGCGGCGCAUAGUCCUAGAAGACGACUCUGACUCCGAUUCGGACGCUUCGUCUUCCCAGGUGUCUAACUGAGUGUGCAUCAGCUGCUCCGGUUCUGGCUUGGUCUUCGUACUUCCGUUCAAUCGGCCUCUCCACGGGCCCAUGAGACAGCCAGUCC